GCAGGUGCCGGCCGGAGCGGAGCUAGCGGCGCUGACGGGACCGGCCGGGCCGGGACCGGGGCCGGGGCUAGUGGAGGGGCCUGCGCGGCCGCCCGGCCCGGCCGCGGGUCAGGAAAUUCUCAGGGGAAACACACAAAGUCUCACUGGCUCCUUCUGGGAUGGGGCUGAAAGCUGCCAAAGACUCCUUUGGCGAGGCGGACCCUAGGAUGGGGGAACAAUACUGCUGAAGCCCCCUGACCUGGAGCAGACUUGAGAUGGCUGCCUAAGUCUUCAGCCAACUGCUACUGCUUCUCCUUGAGGACCCAGGCCUGGCUUGGAGCAGCUAAUCCAGGAGGAGUCCUCCCCAGCCUCAGCCAUUUUCCUGAUGGCCUGAGAUGACAAGGAGGUAUCAGGCUCCUGGGACCAUGGGCCUCAGGCCCUGAGGACACUGGGCUCCUUGUGGCCAUGACGACCGGUGACUGCUGUCACCUCCCUGGCUCCCUGUGUGACUGCUCUGGCAGCCCUGCCUUCUCCAAGGUCGUAGAGGCCACUGGCCUCGGGCCACCCCAGUACGUGGCACAGGUGACUUCAAGGGAUGGCCGGCUCCUCUCAACUGUCAUCCGAGCCUUGGACACGUCAAGCGACGGUCCUUUCUGUCGGAUCUGCCAUGAGGGAGCAAAUGGGGAGAGCUUGCUUUCUCCAUGUGGCUGCACGGGCACACUGGGUGCCGUGCACCAGAGCUGUCUGGAGAGGUGGCUUUCCUCAUCCAACACCAGCUACUGUGAGCUGUGCCACACGGAGUUUGCAGUGGAGAAGCGGCCCCGGCCCCUCACAGAGUGGCUGAAGGACCCGGGGCCUCGGACAGAGAAGCGGACGCUGUGCUGUGACAUGGUAUGCUUCCUGUUCAUCACGCCACUGGCUGCCAUCUCGGGCUGGCUGUGCCUGCGCGGGGCCCAGGACCACCUUCGGCUCCACAGCCGGCUUGAGGCUGUGGGGCUCAUCGCACUCACCAUUGCCCUGUUCACCAUCUACGUCCUCUGGACGCUGGUCUCCUUCCGCUACCACUGCCAGCUGUACUCCGAGUGGAGAAGGACCAACCAGAAAGUACGCCUGAAGAUCCGGGAUGCAGAUGGCUCUGAGGGCACCCAGCACUCCUCCCUGGCAGCUGGACUCCUGAAGAAGGUGGCAGAGGAGACCCCCGUGUGAAGGCCAGCCCAGCAGGGCCAGAGGCACCUGGCGACGCCCUGGUAUUUGGAAGGACAAAACUGCCCGACCCUUCCUGCACGGCCAGAAUGCUUUUUAGGCAAAGAGACACCAAGCGGAGCUGAUUCUGUGAUUCCCAUGUGAAGAUAUUUUCCACUUGUUUUGCACACUGUUGUACACGAGGACAGAUGGACAUGGUCCUGAGCUUUGGACAGAGCAGGCACCCUGAUCUCGUUCUGAGGUCCACCCGGCCCCUGGGGGCCAGCAGCCACGGCCAUAGGUGAACCAGGGCGCCCAUGGGGCUGGGAGGUUCUGCAAGCUUCUUGCGCUUCUCUGCACCUGGCAGGCUCGCUUUCCUGGCACCCUUGACUUUAUAAAGUUGCACUGCGUUUCAAAAACCCACCCCGAAUGAAUAAAAGGAGCCCUUGCUGGACCAAACGGACUUGUUAGUUACAUUUCUGAACCGAGGCCUCAGAGUGAGGCACCUGAGACCUGACGGGAGUCAAGUUAAAAAAAAACAAAACAACAACCACCCAACCCUCAGCUGGUUUUGAGGGACCUGUGGCACAAGACAGGAAGAAGCAAAGCCCGAGUUUUCGAGCAAAGAGCAGGUAGCAGGGCAAUAUAAUAAACGAUUUCAAGUAAACACACGAAAGAAGAACGGUUUCCAUUUACUUUGCACCUGGAGUGGGCCAGCUAUCCUGCUGGGCCCUCCGCCCUC
Nyctereutes procyonoides (raccoon dog) is the source of this 1903-nucleotide messenger RNA. RefSeq names its product membrane associated ring-CH-type finger 2 (gene MARCHF2). Gene Ontology annotation, molecular function: ubiquitin-protein transferase activity; zinc ion binding. NCBI's taxonomy places the organism in Eukaryota, Metazoa, Chordata, Mammalia, Carnivora, Canidae. The transcript has 6 exons. Bases 445 to 1185 code for a protein of 246 amino acids. Gene Ontology annotation, biological process: protein ubiquitination. The record is from RefSeq and is a predicted model, not a curated record.